CUUUCUUUCUUUCUUCUUCAAGUCCCACGCCCACUGUCUGCUGUAAGUAUAUUGAACUUAUCUUCUUUUUUCUCCGGCUUGGACUGAUAUUGACGUCCAGUGUGCAGCACCAUUUUCCUCGUAAGUACGCUGAAACCGAAUCUCCGGGCCUUUGCGCUGGCUGUCUAAUCGUCCGUUCCAUCUAUAGAACCAAACGCGCGAGUUUGUCUCCAUCAAAAAACUUAAAGGGCAGUUCAAUUGCUAAUUGGAUUCUAGUACUCAAUCUCCAACAUGCCCCCCACCAAGAAGAACGCGAGCAAGAAGAACAGGGGCAAUGAAAACCCCGCGCCGGCCCAGCCACCGGCAAAGAAAGUCAAGAUGCCGCCGAAAGGAACCCGGGAACAGAAGCUGGAGCACCUGCGCCUGGAUUUGCGGGAUAUAAUCAAAAAGGAGCUCGACGUAGCAAAGCAAAAGCAAUUCGUACUUGAUCGAAUCGAGCAUUGGAAGAACGAGCUCGAUGCCCGCCCCGAGGACAAGGAUGCCGACGCCCUCGCCGACGCCUUGUUUGAUAAAAUAGUGAAGGGGGGGGCGAGAGGAGAAGGAUGA
Trichoderma atroviride IMI 206040 is the source of this 585-nucleotide messenger RNA. The record is from RefSeq and is a predicted model, not a curated record. Lineage: Eukaryota; Fungi; Ascomycota; Sordariomycetes; Hypocreales; Hypocreaceae.